Mya arenaria is the source of this 1620-nucleotide messenger RNA. RefSeq names its product protein flp-like. The transcript has 7 exons. The coding region runs from base 1 to 1620 and encodes 539 amino acids. NCBI's taxonomy places the organism in Eukaryota, Metazoa, Mollusca, Bivalvia, Myida, Myidae. The record is from RefSeq and is a predicted model, not a curated record.
AUGACCGACAGUGUGGACGUCGACGCUUUGAGCGCCGAAGAGGUCCAUGCGCUUAACCGCUUCGUCCGGGACACCGUUUCUUGUUCCGGGAUCCCGGGGCUGGCUGUGACGCUUGUGCGGGGGGACGAGUCGGUCUUCUCCCGAGGGUACGGACACGCGGAAAUAGAAGCAGGCAAACAGGCGACGGAACACUCUAAAUUCUGUAUUGGUUCCCUUACUAAGGCGUUCACGAGUGCAGUAUUAGCAGAUAUCCUCUCAAAGAACCAAAGCGUUACCUGGGAUACCAAGGUCAAGGACAUCCUAGGCGACCGUUUCCAUUUGAGUGACCAACUGCGGACAGACCACGUGACACUACGUGACCUUCUGGCCCACAAAGUGGGUACGCCCUCGUACUUCCACGCGCUGCUCGUUGGCUUCCCGGAAAACAUGUCCAGGUCGGACCUUGUCGGUAAGUUGCAAUUCAUGCCUGCAACCGACGAGUUGAGGACCAAAUUCCACUACAGCAACUACAUGUACAUGCUGGCCGGUCACAUUGCUGAAGUGCUCACCGGGGAGUCAUGGGAAGCGCUGGUGGACGAAAGGCUCCUGCGGCGCCUAAAUAUGCUGGACACCGGGUUCGUGGAUCGCGCGGGAAGCCUGGAGGAGAUAGUUACGCCAUACGUUCUACGCAACGGAAAACACGUGCCUGUCGACAAGAACCUGCUUCUGUCGGUAGCCCCUUCCGGUCCCGCGGGGUCCGUGUACUCGACGGCGAGCGACAUGGCGCGCUGGAUGCUGUUUCACCUCCGUCAGGGGAGGAACGCGCAUGGCGCCUCGCUCGUGCACUCAGCGUGGCUGGAGGAGACCUACCAUUCCCAGAUGACCCACCCGUUUGAGGAGAAGGAUCUUAACCGCCCUAUCUUUCCCAUCAGUGAUGUGACCUUGUCCUACAACAUGGGCUGGAUGACGUCAGAAUACAGAGGCUACCGUAAGCUGUGGCACUCCGGCGGCAUUGUGACUUUCACGAGUCAGUUGUGGUUGUUUCCGGGCAUGCGCAGUGGGGUGUUUGUCGCCUCAAAUGGACCCCUCACCACCAGGGGAUCCGCCGCUCUCAAGACGAUAGCCGCGUUCGCAUCUGACCUCCUUCUUCGGGAGAAGCCGUGGUUAAAUGUCAGCACCGCCUGCUCCUUCCCGGCGCCCUGGGAGCCUGCACCAGAGGUUCCGGAAGCCGUCACAUUGCCGCCCUACGCGUGGAACAUCACCCGACCUCGCAGUCACUACACCGGGAAAUACGGAAACAUGGGAUUUGGGCGCAUCGUGGUUGAACCGGAAGAAGAUAAACUGAUGCUGAGAUAUGGAAGGUUCGGGAAAAUGGCCAUACAUCCUGUAAAUGACGAAGAGUUUCGCGGUGUUUACGUCGAUAAACUGUGGUUCAUUACAAACUCAGACGGGAAUGUCAAACGUAUUCCUGUAACAUUUGUUCUUCAAGGUGGUCAAGUGACGGGCUUAUACAUGCCUGUGGAUUUCGAGAGCGCAAAGACUCUCUUUUUAAAGGGGGCAGAUUUUAAUCACACAAAUUCUGCGACUUCCCUAGAAAAUACCUCGUUUUGUUGCGAGGUCAUAACGGAAAUUGAACGUUAA